Dunckerocampus dactyliophorus (ringed pipefish) is the source of this 1058-nucleotide messenger RNA. RefSeq names its product eukaryotic translation initiation factor 3 subunit G. The transcript is spliced from 10 exons. The record is from RefSeq and is a predicted model, not a curated record. The coding region runs from base 88 to 978 and encodes 296 amino acids. NCBI's taxonomy places the organism in Eukaryota, Metazoa, Chordata, Actinopteri, Syngnathiformes, Syngnathidae. Gene Ontology annotation, cellular component: cytoplasm; eukaryotic translation initiation factor 3 complex. Gene Ontology annotation, molecular function: RNA binding; translation initiation factor activity.
AAGUUCAUAUUACGGAAGUGUGUCACAGUGGCGGCCAGUCUUGCGCUCUCUUUCCGGUCCGGGAGGCUAGGCAGCUAGUUGAGCAAAAUGCCGUCGAUUGAAUACGACGACUCAAAGCCCAGCUGGGCCGACCAAGUCGAGGAGGAAGUCGACGAAGGAACACUUCCAUCACCCAAGGAAACCAUUAAAGGAAACAUAAAAACCAUCACAGAGUAUAAAAUCGACGAUGAUGGAAAGAAGUUUAAGAUUGUGCGGACAUUCAAAAUCGAGACCAGAAAAGCCUCCAAAGCCAUUGCCAGGAGAAAGAACUGGAAGAAGUUCGGCAACUCUGAGUUUGAUGCGCCAGGUCCCAAUGUGGCCACCACCACCGUCAGCGAUGACGUCCUCAUGACCUUCAUCUCUAGCAAGGAGGAUUUAAACGCCCAAGACCAAGAUGAAGACCCCAUGAACAAGCUGAAAGGACAGAAGAUUGUGUCAUGUCGUAUCUGCAAAGGCGACCAUUGGACUACACGCUGUCCUUACAAGGACACGCUGGGCCCCAUGCAGAAGGAGCUUGCCGAGCAGCUUGGCCUCUCCACCGGCGACAAAGAGAAACCGGCUGGCGCUGCUGAACCAGAACCUGUGCAGCCUGCGCAAAGCAAGACUGGCAAGUACGUGCCCCCCAGUCUGAGGGAUGGAGGCACGCGGAGAGGAGAGUCCAUGCAGCCCAACCGGAGAGCGGACGACAACGCCACCAUUCGUGUGACCAACCUGUCCGAGGACACCCGCGAGACGGACCUGCAGGAGCUCUUCAGACCAUUCGGCUCCAUCUCCAGAAUCUACCUGGCCAAAGACAAGAACACGGGACAGUCCAAGGGCUUUGCAUUCAUCAGCUUCCACCGUCGCGAGGAUGCAGCCAGAGCCAUUAUUGGCGUGUCAGGGUUUGGAUACGAUCAUCUCAUUCUCAAUGUUGAAUGGGCCAAACCUUCAAACAACUGAGAACUACUCUUCCACCAGGAGGCCAUGUUUUAUUGCUGUGGUAAAAUAUGGUUAUCAGCUUAAUAAAGAGAAUCAAUGUA